GUAAUUUAUUAAAAACCUCUUCGUUGACUGCGGUGGUGCGUUUCUGGUCGUCGUCGUCGCAAUCACUUGGAAUUAAAUCAAUUCGUUGGGGCGCGUGCAGACUGUUUAGAAUUCUUACGUUUUUAAUCGGAUCGGACAAGAUCGACCGCCAAAGCCAAAGUCGUGGUCCUAUUAAACUCGUGGCGCGCAUGCAAAUUUUUGGCAUAUAACAGCCGCGACUUCUUAGAGCGCACUAGUCAGAGCGGUUCCGCCGGGGCAGCAGCUACGUUAGUCCACUUGAGCUUCGCGCUGCAACCAAAGCAAACUCGAACAAAUCACCUGUGGAAAUUUCGUAAUCCCAUUCCAACCAGGAAUAUUUUGAUACCGGACGCGAGUGAAAGUGGUCAAGUGUUGGUACACCCAAGAGAAAAAGAAAAUUUGCCAUAUAAAUUGUGUCAGCAGUACAUCAUCAGAAAACAGAAGGCAAAACUAUCAUGAGUGGAUACACAGACCUCACCAAGCUGGAGACAAGUCGGAACUGCCUGCGCCGCAUCGCGCGUCACGACGAGCAGCAGUUUUCUAAAGACAGCAUCGUCAAUGUGAUGGAAAAGUUUGUAAAAACUGUCAACAUUAUGGACGACACCAUAUUGGUGCCAUGCAGGCUCAUGGAUCGACAGAUCGGCGACAGCACUGACAUCAUCCCAGCCAUCGGUAAAGACUCAACCGCCAACCAGCUAACACAGAGCUCCAGUGCCCAAGGAAAGCGGGGGGCAGCACAGUCAAAGAAUGUGCAAGACUUUCUUAGCGCAUCCGAGCUGUUUAACCUGUACAACAUGUUGAAUUCGCUAAAAAAGGAUUUGCUUUGGACCGCCAACCAGGAGGAUGACGAGCAGCUAAGCCAGCAUAAGCAGCAGCUCAACACCAGUCCCAAUUUAAAUUUCACUUCUAAUUGCAAUCCCAGCGAAAGCAAGACUGAGUCCAGCAGUGGAAGCCCCAGUACAACGGCUCCUGGUAGUUCCAAGGGCCAUGUGCGCCGAACCUCCACCGCCUCGAUGAUGUCAACCAACUCGGUAAGCAACAUGAGCGACUCGGACUCUGACAUCUCGCAGGAGAACGACUCCGGAUUGGAGUCGGACGGCAACAAGAGCGACAACGCGCAGAGCAGUGAUGGCAGCGAUAUCGUAGAUGUGGCUAAGUCCAAACAAGUGUCAGGAGAUAAGGCCACAGAGCUGGCACAACGCUGUCGGAGGCAUCUUAACGGUCUGUACCAGUGCCUGGAACAAAUGACAGAGGCGGCCAAUUACCUGACCGCCAGAUACCAAAGUGAUAUUGGGCCCGUCUAAGACGGCCAACUCAACUCCCGUUCGACCCUCUUAUCCUAAUCCUCCUACUUUUACACUUUCACUUCCUUUCGAGCUGGUCGGGGUUAACUUCAUAACAUAGCUGCGGGCGGGCCUUUACACUUAUUAGUAUCACGUGAGCCAAGUGUGAGGUUUAUAUUUAAAUAUAUCUAUAUCUUUAUCUGUAAAUCUAUAUCUAUGUAUAUGAUUAGGUAUGUAACUUGAGGGGGUGCUAACUUAGACAUAUGAGGAUCCUAUGUGUAAAGGAGGAUGUAUAAAUGUAUAGCUGAGAAUAAUAACUAACUGGUAGUUAGAGCAGCGGUAACGCAGCGCCUAAAGCAACAAAUCAACAACCGCUCUUUUGUAAAAAUUGAAACCUGUUCGUUGUGUCUCUCUUAUGGGUUUAAAAGGUAACCGAAAUCAAAAAUUCACAGAAUCCCGAUCAUUCCUUCUGUAAACGUUGGGGACUCUCUGCGUUUAAGUCAAAAAUAUUAUCCAUAGCGCAGCUGGGACCUCGACACAUUUAUCCCUAUUUCUUUAAAAUUGUAUUUUCAUAUAAAUACUGAGUACAUAGCUACGGGAACUGCAGAAGAACACUAAAACAAACCAUGUUCAAAGAGUACAAGAAAUUAAAUUUCUAACUAAAUUACGAAUACGAGCGUAAGUUAAGUGGGGGCAGGAUAUAUCGGAGGCAGCCCACUUUACUUUUAGUAUGUAUGCAAAUUUAUAGAUUCCACAAUUGUUAUUGUAAUUCUUUAAGCCAACUAUUUGUGCCGUUAUGUUACGUUUUCUUUUCGCAGCCAACAAGCGACAUCCAGUGGAUACAGGCAAAGUGGGAUGGUGAUGAAAAAUUCCUCAGUGAUUCUACCGAAAUUCAUUGAUCCACAUGGAUGUCACUAGUUAGGCAUUAAAGACCUCAGAGCAAACUGUAAAUUACUAACGUUAAUAGCGCUUGUGCGAGAGCUAAAAAAUAAUUAUUUAUACACAAUAAAUAAAUUUUACGUAGAAAAUAUA
This is a messenger RNA of Drosophila eugracilis, 2333 nucleotides long. RefSeq names its product dentin sialophosphoprotein. Lineage: Eukaryota; Metazoa; Arthropoda; Insecta; Diptera; Drosophilidae. Gene Ontology annotation, cellular component: cytosol. The record is from RefSeq and is a predicted model, not a curated record. Gene Ontology annotation, biological process: regulation of lipid biosynthetic process. The coding region runs from base 474 to 1322 and encodes 282 amino acids. The transcript is spliced from 3 exons.